Molecule: messenger RNA, 7320 nt
Organism: Thunnus maccoyii (southern bluefin tuna)
Lineage: Eukaryota; Metazoa; Chordata; Actinopteri; Scombriformes; Scombridae
Gene: smad10a
Product: SMAD family member 10a
Exons: 13
Coding region: 448-2301 (617 amino acids)
Biological process (GO): BMP signaling pathway; transforming growth factor beta receptor signaling pathway; regulation of transcription by RNA polymerase II
Cellular component (GO): heteromeric SMAD protein complex
Molecular function (GO): I-SMAD binding; DNA-binding transcription factor activity, RNA polymerase II-specific; RNA polymerase II cis-regulatory region sequence-specific DNA binding
Source: RefSeq, a predicted model, not a curated record
UCGCGGCCCUGCUGUGAGAAGCGCUACGCGAUUGGUCGAGAGCGGUAGUCCCUGUGAGACCUGACCGCCUAUUGGCUGCAGCAUGUCGAGACACUGACGCGCACGACGUCUCCCCUCUAUUGUUAUUGUGGCGUGCGCGAGAGGAACAGGCAGGAUGCACGAGGAGACAGUGGGGCUGAUAAAAGGAUAAAACAACUGAGAAACACCAAGCUAGCGCAGUACAUCAUAUGAAAAAUAAACACUAGCUCAUUACAUUACAGCAAUUCACAGAAACAUCAAACCUGUAAACACAGAGCAAUAUACAGGUCUGAUACAGAGGGGAAUAAACACAAAUACCAGCUCUGGUCAACACAUACAACACGUAGAGCUAUCUCAGUACAGCACUUCAGGCAAUUGUCGAAAAGCUCAAAGGUCUUUCUGUCCAAGUUCUUCUCUCCACUCCGGCUGAUGUGGACUGAUUCAGAGUUGGGCCAUCAUGAUCCCAGUGAACUUUCUGGUCACUCAUUGGCUGACCAACUUAAUACCAGCAGCAUCAUGUCGGUGAACCCUCCGAGCAGCAAUGACGCCUGCCUCAGUAUCGUCCACAGCCUCAUGUGUCACCGGCAGGGUGGAGAGAACGAGGGUUUCGCCAAGCGGGCCAUCGAGAGCCUGGUGAAGAAGCUGAAGGAAAAGAAAGACGAGCUGGACUCGCUCAUCACUGCCAUCACCACCAAUGGUGUCCAUCCCAGCAAGUGUGUCACCAUCCAGAGGACACUGGAUGGACGGCUGCAGGUGGCAGGAAGGAAAGGUUUUCCUCAUGUGAUUUAUGCACGGCUGUGGCGCUGGCCUGACCUCCACAAAAAUGAACUCAAGCAUGUCAAGUUCUGCCAGUACGCCUUUGACCUGAAGUAUGACAACGUGUGCGUCAACCCCUACCAUUAUGAGAGGGUGGUGUCACCGGGCAUCAUUGGUCUCAGCCUCCAAAAUACAGCACCACCAGGCGGGCUGAUCAAAGAGGAAUACAUCCAUGACUGUAUACAGAUGGACCUCCCACCUGGCAUGCCUCUGUCUGACCACCAAGUGGCCCUGAAGCUGCCUCCUCCAGACCACUACGGCCAGCCCCUGCCUCCCCCACAGAUGUCCUCCGAGCCCCACGGACCCCCACCUGUCACCAGAUACACUAACCUGCCUGUCUCACCCAAAGUGUCCGGCUCUGGCUCCAUGCUACCACUGCAGGGCGGUCAUGGUGACAGCCGUCUCCAAACUGCGUCUCCACAGGCUCAAGUCAUGACUCCAGCACCACGUCCCCCAACCCCAACUCAAACCCCUCCUCAGCAACAGGGUUCCCAACAACCCCCGCAACCCCCACACCCACAACAACCCUCCCUACCUCCUCCUCACACCCAUGGACAGAACGGGUACAGCAGCAAUAAACACUCUCAGAGUCAGGCUGCCUUCCACACAGUUUGGACAGGCAGCAGCACAGCCUCCUAUGCUCCAAUAGGACCCCUGCAGAAUGGGCGUGGUCACCAACAACCUCCCCUCCAUCAUCCAAACCACCACUGGUCUCAGCAUCACGGUUCAACCUCUUUCCCUCCUUCUGUGUCCAAUCAUCCAGGACCAGAGUUUUGGUGCUCUAUCUCCUACUUUGAAAUGGACGUUCAGGUGGGUGAGAUGUUCAAGGUGCCCUCCAGCUGUCCUGUAGUGACUGUGGAUGGUUAUGUUGACCCGUCAGGAGGCGACCGCUUCUGCCUCGGCCAGCUGAGUAACGUCCAUCGCACAGAUGCCAGCGAGAGAGCCAGGUUACACAUAGGUAAAGGGGUGCAGCUGGAGUGUCGCGGAGAGGGUGAUGUGUGGAUGCGCUGUAUGAGUGACCACGCUGUGUUUGUACAGAGCUACUACCUCGACAGGGAGGCGGGCCGAGCACCAGGUGAUGCUGUGCACAAGAUCUACCCUGGAGCCUACAUCAAGGUGUUUGACCUGCGGCAGUGCCACAGACAGAUGCAGCAGCAGGCAGCGACAGCUCAGGCUGCAGCUGCUGCACAGGCGGCUGCUGUGGCAGGAAAUAUUCCCGGUCCAGGCAGCGUCGGAGGCAUCGCACCUGCAGUCAGUCUGUCUGCAGCAGCAGGGAUCGGUGUGGACGACCUGAGGCGACUGUGUAUCCUGCGGCUCAGCUUCGUGAAGGGCUGGGGGCCUGACUACCCCCGGCAGAGCAUCAAACACACCCCCUGCUGGGUGGAGGUCCACCUGCACCGCGCUCUACAGCUUCUGGAUGAGGUGUUGCACACUAUGCCAUUGGCAGAUCCAGGGCCUGCUAACUGAGGACGAAGACCAUAUUCAAAUUCCAAUCUGGAUUCUAUGAAUGUGCGCACACAGACACACACACGUUUGAAUAUUUUUGCUUCAGGCCAAAUAUGCUAUCUAAUUGAUACACAAGGAAAACCAAUCAAAAACACACAGAAAACAUAAACGACCAACAACACAUUAUGCUUGUAACAAUCAAUGUACACACAUCACUCAUGCUGUCACAGACACACACAUGCACACGCACACUCUAACCAAAACGUCUGUGGCCAGACAGACAUAAAACUGCUGAUGUCUUUGGGAUUUUUCUAAUGCUUUACUCUCUACAAUCUCAACUCUCAACACACGGGAGUUGGAUCUCUGAAGGUAAAGAUUUUGACUUUGUGUUCUGACCAAUUUGUCUCUGUCCUAAAGACAUUUGUAUGCACUGUAGAAAUCCAGGGAUGUUUCAGAAAUCCAGUUCCCCUAUAUGCACUUUGGAUUUCUUCUAAUUGUAGAAGCAUUGUGCACAUUCAUUAAUGGAAUACACACAGACAUGUAAAAAUCAUGCAUGAUUUGGCUGCACAGGCAGCUGAACAUCCAGGAGUCAAAAACACUCUAGAUAACUAACUGCAUACCUCUGGAACAUGCUGUCAGUAAAUCCACACUGAAGACAAACAGCCUGACAGUUCUCUUUAUGUCUUAUGAACAACAGAACUGAUGUAUAAAUAUGGAUUAGGGAUCCAGUGUUAUGUCAUCUCUGUGCUCGUACUGUGCUCUUCACUGUCUGUUGAUCUAAACUCCAACUGUUAGCAUCAAUAACUGGUUAGCUCUCUUAUUACGCUCAGCUCAAGUUAUAUUAUUUUUAUACCAAAAGACUAAAACACCAAAAACAUUUAGCUUUAAAGUAGUGUUGUCGUUCUUUGUAAUGAAACAGUGCUACCCUGUAUGUAACCAAAUGGUUGGUGCAAAUCACCAAAGCCAGAAUACCUCAUAACUACAGUGCAUAACUAGUUUUCCGCCUAAACCGCACACACUCUCUUCAUCGCUGACAGGCUGAAGUCAAGUUAGGAGGAGUCACUAAAACUAAUAGAAAGUGCUAAUAAUAAAUCCCUCUGAUAGGAUCCUGACUGCAACGCUCUAUUUACUAGGUUUUAUAUUUAUUUCAGUUUAUUACUGGCAGUACUGGAUACAUUAACUGAUAUUUGUUACUUUGGAAUAUUAGUUACACUUUACAGUUUUACAGCUUAAUUGACUUGUGAAAGACGGUUACAGUAACUUCUAAUGGUUGUAGAGUAAAAACAGCCACCAGCCACUCCAGAGACAGAAGCCUGAGUGCUUAUAUGGUCAGACCAAACAUUCAGCUCCAACCUGUGCAUGUGACACCAGUGCCUUUCUGUUCUCCUGGUCUGACCUGUUCUGUUAGGAGAUCAUCUGUGGUAUCGUGUGCCUGUUCCUAGCAGUUUAUUUGAACUCUGGGUUGUUUCUGCCGCUAGGUCCAUGUGUUUUGCCAUGAGAGAACAACGUCCUGCUCUUUAAUCAUGGCUGAACUUAUCCAGGCUAAACAGAUCCUAUGAAUUCUCAUUUAACUGAAGUUAUCUUGAAAUAAAGGCAACGUGAGUAGAGAGUUGAAACCAUCAUCAGUAUUCAUCUGAUUGGCUGAGUACUGAUCAUGAGGCAGGUAUGUUGGGAAGCCUCCCAGCAUGCACUGGGGCAACAGAUUCAUGGACAUAAGUGUAAUUUUGUGUGUUUUUGCGUUAUUGUUACCAGUACUAUUUUGUCCUACAUUGUGCUCCAUAAUGUUUCCAGUGUCCACACUACACGUUUGAUAUGCAAUCAGUUAUUUGUGUGUUCAGACAGAUUCGCUUCAGGUUAAGGUACAUUGAUAAAGCCCUGCAAUAUGCGCAAGUAUUUCACUCAAGUUGAAUCAUUUUCAACUGGUGUGGAUACAUAUUUGCAUCAGUUCAGGUCACCUGGGGUGUCUCUGUCUGAACCAUGAGUUAGGCUGGUUAUACCGUGAGUGAUUUUUUUUUCCAGAUUAAGAAGUGAUUAUUACAUAGCUGAAUUUCACUGGACUGUGUUUGAUAUACUGUCUCACUUAAAUCAUUUACCUCUAGUUGAUAAACGUAUUGACUCUGGCACUCAUGUCCUCUUGCAUACAUUAUUAUUAUUAUUAUUCUGUACGUUUCUUAGCUCGUCUGUAACUCAAACCAUUCAACUGACAUGUAUCGUUCUUAUAUCAAACUGUGCGGAAUUAUGUGUAGAUUUAUACAAAUUCAUUGCAUAAAUUUGCAUACUUGAUGACGUAAUGCAUUUGAUUUAAUGCAUUUUUUUGACCUAUCUCCUACAAUUCUUAUGCAACAAAGACAUUCCAUAUGUCAACCCGUGCAGAAUUCAUUGUAGAUUUAUGCCAUGACUUUUGUUAUUGAUACUACUUAUACUUUUUGAUUUAUUAACGUUUAAAUAAAAAUACAGACUACCAUUGUAUUUAUGUCAGCCACUGCGUACAGUAGAAACUCCAGUCAAAUUUUAAAAUGCUCUGUAUGACAUGCUGAUCAAACAUGCACACUUUCAUAAUGAUGACUUGUAUAGAGUUCUAAAAUACAUGACAGUCAAUGAAGCCCAGUCCACUCCCAGUGUAUAUAAGGGCUUCAUUGACCAUUAUGAAGCCCUUACAUAUAAUGCAGUGGAAACUCCAUUCAAAUUUACAACUUUCAAUCUCUAUAUAUCACCACUUAAUUAACUCAUGAUUACAACACUUAACACAUAAUUUGACAUAUAACGUACGUCAAGCUAAUGAGCUGUUUUCACUUCCAGUGUGCUAAUAAGAGGUAUCAUUUACAGUUUCCAAAUAUUUACUUCAACAUGCAAAUGAAGUGUGAUGGAACACAUAAUUCUAGCAAUUCUAUUUAGAGUUUAUGGGAUGGAUAACAGACAAAUAGCUGCAUUCAAAUGUAAAUAUAAGUCACCCAAAUGUUAAACUACAUUGACCACUUGAAAUGCAUAUAACACCAAUCUACUGCAAAACCCAUCAAUGAUAAAUCAAACUGAUCAGCUGACAGCAAUCACACCUUUUCUUCAGGAAAUGCUCCUUCUCUAGUUCCAAUUUAAAACCAUUUGUUUCAAUCCAGGUAAAAACAGUCCGUCCUUGUGAUGCAAGUACAGUUCAUAGAUUUUACUGUUCAAAUGACAAUACCCCAUCAUAAAGUCAUAGUGAAAUGUCAGCUUUUCUGUUUCCAACAGUCAGAAAGUUUGAAUUUAGUUAACUUUUAACAGCUAACAGUCUUUUUUAAGCGUAUCUAUUUUAUGUUGUUGUAUAUUUUGUGUUGUGCAAAAGUAACAAACACAGUUGAACAAGACUAAAGGUUGAAGGUGAACGGCAAACAUCGUCAUUUUCAGACACAAAUGACUCCUUUUCUUAAAGGCCUAAUGAGAACAUGUUGAAAUAGUAAUGAUCAUCUCAGAUGAGAACAAAUGUUCACAAUAUAGAAUAACCCAUAACUAUAAUUGAUAAAAUAUAUAACAAAAUAAAAUCAGUGCACUUCAAAAAAGAACCAAUUAAACUAGUUUCAGAAGAGUUUCUUUGCAUUGUCAGAAUAUGUUAGAGGUUGUUGCUCAUCUUUAAAUGUCCUUCUGUAGCCUUAGUGCCAGCUGGUCAGCACUCAGCCAAUCAUAUGACUGCUUCUCUCUCUCUCUCUACACAUGUGGUCUUUAUUCCAAAUACGAGAACACUAUAAUCCAAUAUUAGGUUAUGUGGGUGAGAAUGAACUUGACCUGGAUUAGUUAAACCAUCCAGACAUUCCAUCAAUUUCUAAUGCAGUUUCUUGUUUGACUCACCACCCCUUCUUUGAAGGCAAGUUUUCACAAGAUGCAUGAAGAAAUAUCAAACUUGAGCUGCUGUUUCAUUGUUCCCACUCACAUUAAAGAAUAAUUAAGUAUAGCUUUGGAUUUUUGAAGUCUAUUUUAAAGCAAAACUCAGCUGCCACAUACUGUAUAUAUUUAAAGAGUUAUCCCUUCUGCCCCUACUGGCUAUGAUCCUGUUGUAGAGUGACUCCAAUGGAAGAGGUGGAGGACAAAUCCUCGUCUUCGUUCUGUGUAAAAAUGCAUUCCAAGCUGAGAUUUCAGCAGUCAGACUUAGUCAAAUCAAAAGUGGUAAAUAUCUUCCAAAGUCUGUCUUUUUAGAACAAAAUACCCUCUUUGUGUCUCCACUGACAGUGUUUCUGGGAUGUAACGCUGCUGCAGAGGAAUAUUUUCUAGUAGAUGAAUGUAGGUUUGUUGCCAGAGCAAAACAUGAGCAAUAAACCCUACAUGUGAUGAAAACACCCACUUGAUUUGUCUAACUCACGGUGCUGCCCCACUGUACGCGACUGACCAUGGGAAGUGAGUAAUUCACUGCACAAAGCAUGCUGGGAUACCUGGCAACACGCACCAAGCUGGCGGGACAAAUUCAAAAAUUCAAACGGUGCUCACAUCAAGACAAGCCAAUCAAGCUGCAGCACCAGCGACUUUCUGAACAGCCAUGUGUACCAGCUGUGCGACUGGCGGGGCAGGAAGGACGCCAGUUUAUAUGAAUUGGUGGCGUACAGUGAGGCAGCACCGUCAGACUGCUGCAGCCUCCUAUUCUCCUCAGCUGAGCUUAGAAUGUAUUUUGCACAGGAGGACUGGGAAGGAAUCACUUCAGUCACCCUUAACUCUUUCAUCAUAUGCAUAUUGUAUAAAGACUUAAAAAUACAAACCUAUCCUUUACUGCCAUAGGCCAGCACACUGCACAGCCUGGAUGUAUAUAUUACUGUAUACAUGUAUAGUCCUUUAGGUCACCAGUGAUUGAUAAUGAUACACCAGAGUUCUAAUAAACUGCUCCAAGCAGGCGUGCUGUCAACUUGGUCUUAGAUACUAAGAUGAGUCUGGCAGUGUUCUGGCAUACACCAGAUGUGACUAAAUAAAUGGUACAGUAUAAUCAAUGUCACAAGCUCAAAUCUUUGGACAAAUCAGAACUGUGCUAUACUGGGUAUAUUGUUCUUGAUCCAGAUCAAAAUGUGAAUAAAUGUACCAAUGAGU